Mangifera indica (mango) is the source of this 2934-nucleotide messenger RNA. Its product is annotated as WEB family protein At1g12150-like. The transcript is spliced from 3 exons. NCBI's taxonomy places the organism in Eukaryota, Viridiplantae, Streptophyta, Magnoliopsida, Sapindales, Anacardiaceae. The record is from RefSeq and is a predicted model, not a curated record. The coding region runs from base 334 to 1926 and encodes 530 amino acids.
UUUCUAAUUUUGAUAGACAUGCAUAAUAUGUAAGUUGGGUAUUCUCAAAUAUAGGAAGCUUUAAAAGGCUAAUUUUGUUAUCGGGAGAAAAAUCCUAUUCAGUAGGCUGUUGUUGACCACCAAACUCCCGCAAACCAUGCAGUAUUUCUCUCCAAACAAAAUGCAAAAUUUAUCAUAAAGUUUGGCACCCACCAAACGUAGAAGAAAGAAGCCUAGAAUAUUUCUGGUUCUUCCAACAUCAUUUUCUGCUUUAUCAACAAAUUUUGAUUGAGUUCUUCAUGCAAUUGUUGAUAUUCUCAAAUCUCAUUUGGCGAAAGUGAGAAGAAAAUAAAAAUGCUGAAUGUACGUGCAAAUGAACGGCAAAAGGCUUCAGGUUCUCCCAAGGUAGAGCUGGGAGAGAUUGAUACCAGGGCACCAUUUCAAUCGGUCAAAGCUGCUGUUAGUUUAUUUGGCCAAGUUCUGAGUAAGCGUAAGAAGCCCAUCAGGAGAACUAGAACACUUUCUUCCGAGGAUGUGUUAGGAAAGGAGACACAGCUUCUUUUUGCUCAGAGAGAGCUAGAAAUUACCAAGAAAAAGUUAGAGAGUGCAGAAACUACAAAAGCUAAAGCACUUGGUGAUCUAGAGAGGGCUAAGAGGACACUACAGGACUUGACAACCAAGAUCAACUCUGUAAAUGAAUCCAAGGAGUCGGCAUUGAAAGCUGCGGAAGCUGUGCGGCAGAAGGUCAAGGAACUUGAACAAGCUCAAAAACAAUUGGAAAACGUUCCGCGGAAACAGGCCUUGGUUGAGGCCAGACAGCAGUACAGGACUGCUGCUGCUCAACUUGAUUCUGCAAAGCAAGAGCUUAACCAAAUCCGUCAGGAUUUUGAUGCAGCUUUAGAAGCAAAAGUGGCUGCAUUCCAACAGGCUGCAGAAGCGCAACGUUCAGCCAAUCUUAGUUCAGUGAGAGUCGAGGAGCUGAAGAAAGAAAUUGAAGCUGUAAAGGAUGCAACUAGACAGAUAAAGAAUGACUCUCAACAUCGGGAAGAAGAGCUGGCGAAGGUUUUGUCUGAGAAAGACACACUUAUCCAGUCUUAUAAGGAUGCAAAAAAACAGACGGACGAGAAAUUGAAUUCUUUGAGAGAAGAAUAUGAUCCUGAACUGACCGGGAGUCUUGAAAUGAAAGUUGCGGAAACAAAUACAGAGAUUGAAGAUUUAAAGAAGCAAAUGGAGGAUGCUCAUGCUGCUGAAAUGGAUUCAGUGAGAGUUGUAACUACUGAGCUUAAUGAAGCUACAAGGACACUGCAACAAGUUGCAGAAGAGGAAUAUUCUUUGAAAAGCUUGGCUAAUUCGCUUAAGCUGGAAUUGGAAGAGGUGAAGAGGGAGUAUGCUGAUGAAUUGAAGAAAAAGGAAGCGGCCGAAAAAGAAUCUGUUGCAAAAGCAAUGGAAAAGCUACUAUCAGAAGGUGAAACGGCAAGAAGAGAAGCAGAGGAGAUGAAAAAGAAAGCUCAAGAGCUGAAGCAAGAAGCUGAAAGUACUCAGAUGGUGGCGGAAGAAACAGAGAAAAAGCUACAGGUUGCUCUCUCUGAGCUUGAAGAAGCAAGAGCCGCAGAGAGAAAAGUCCGCAAUGAGUUAAAUGCGAAACCAGAUUCCAUUUCCAAGGUGACAAUUACCAAGGAAAAGUACGAAAAUUUGAAGAAGAAAGCUGAGGAAUCAAAAAGUUUGGCUGAGAAGAAGUUGGCGGAUGCUAUGGCUGAAAUGGAAAAGAUAAAUGCUAGUAAAAGUGAAGCAGACCAAAAACUGGCUGCAAAUUUAAAAGCCAUAGGGGAAAUCAAUACUGCAACAGAAAUAGCUCUCAAGUCUGCAGACACGGCAGCCGCGGCUCAAAACAUGGUUGAAGCUGAACUCAAGAGGUGGCGCCAUAAAGAACAAGUGACAGAAGCUUAAGCGGCUUGUGUCUGUCAUUACAGCAAGUUUGAAGACAGACAUCAGGAUCAUCUGCCUUGCAAGUCUAGGGUGUUAGAGAAGAAAUGUGUUGAAAUAAAAUCUGUAAUGCCUGAAAGGCCUUUUUCGCCUUCUUCUUGGUUCAUUUUGCAUUGGAUGAUUGCAAGAUGAAUCUCAAAAUUUGUAUUUAAAUGAUGCAGAAAUGUAGAAUGGUGUUGUUGCAUGUCAUCAGAAAAGAAACUUCAGGAUUGAAUUAAGAAAUACGUAUAACAUCUUGAUUUAUGCAAACUUUUGAGCAGAGUUUCUGCGAUUCCGAAAAGUUCUGGAAACUGCAAAUGUUUUUGGGGCUUUUCAGAAAUUUGUCUAACGUCUUUAGUGAAAAAAUCGAAAUCAAUCAAAUUUAUCCUAACUCAUUACAUUCUGGAUUUCCUCUCCAGGCUCUCCUCUCCGCCGUUGGCUCUUCUUCUAUAUCAUAUAAAGUGAUCUGUUUGGUCACCGCCGUCAGCUAUUCUUCUAUUUCGUCUGUCGACCGUCAUCGUCUGUUCGUCUUCUUCAGUGCAUCGACGACGCUUGCGUCACCGGCGUUCAUGUCAGAGUCGACCGACGACCAGAAUAGGUACUGUACUCUUAAUCUCUCAUUGCUGUUAGACUAUUAAUUUUUUUUCUGUACAUGUAAUUGGUCGGAAGGCUUUUUCGUUGAGGAAAUCUAAUACGGCCAAGUUUGUAUAUGAAAGAUGACCUGGUGUACCUUCUCUUGGAUGUGCUUUACAGCCAGCAAACUUUGUGAUGUUAUGUUUGUAACAAGUUUUGAAAUUAUAAGAGUCAGAUAGAACCGUAAGCAUAAAAGAGAUUGUUGAUUAUGUUAUGGUUAUUUAUAUGUCUGUUUUUCAUUCUUAGUUUUACAUAUAUUAUUUUGGUUUGUUAAAUCUAUGCUAGAUGACUCCAACCGAUUAGGUUUUAGCUUUUAAGCAGUUUAGUCACAAACGUUCAGCGGAUAUUGAGUUUAUAUGA